Molecule: messenger RNA, 944 nt
Organism: Schizophyllum commune H4-8
Lineage: Eukaryota; Fungi; Basidiomycota; Agaricomycetes; Agaricales; Schizophyllaceae
Exons: 4
Coding region: 10-795 (261 amino acids)
Source: RefSeq, a predicted model, not a curated record
CGAACCGCCAUGGCGCCGGACUACCUGCAUGCCCUCGAGAAGGCAUCGAGAAACGAUAUAUACGCCGAUGAUGACGAAGAAACACAUGAAGCACCCACCAUUGUCGAUGACAGUGAUGCCCUGCAAGAGAGGCUAAAGCGCAUGUUGCAUGAGAGCCUGGGGUUCGACUUACCGGACUCCCCUCGUCCAAAGAAGAAGCGCAAAGUCAGCGAAGCACCCCAAGGGCAGACGGAAGAGCUUGAGUUCCGAUUGCUGUCCUCACAUACGCCAGCAGCUAUCACGCUUGCACCUAAGCCUGUCGCAUUGUCUCUUGAUGUAAGAGAACCAGAGUAUGAAGACACCAAGGCGCAGGCGAAGGAGCGUCGGCGAAAGGCGAAGGCCGUCGCUGUCGAUCAUGCCUCCAUCCUUGAGGAGGCGUCGACGCCGUCUAGGCAACCUUCAUCCUGGGCACGUAGAGUGACAACGCUGCGCGCUAUAACUCCCGGCGAGGGCGCUCCAUUAGCUCUCGUCAGACAUUCUCAGCCCCAUCGAAGCACUCGCCCUCCCGUACCAGAUGAUCUACUCAAGCACCCACCAUACUCAGAUGGACCUGCCCUUCCAGACGAGCCACCUAAAGCAUGCUGCCCGAUGAUUGAUGCCGUGGAUGCUCCUACGACACCCACGAGGCGGCGGAGGACGCCGCGACAUCGCAAGGAUAAGCCACCACGCCCGCCUGCGCGCUUUUGGACUGCGGAUGGACCAGCGACUGGAAGGUAUAGACGAGAUACGAUGAAGAAGGCGGAAUAUGUAGCCUGAAUGCAUUCUGUUUGUCUGCUGUAAGACUCCCGUUGCUCGUACUACUCAAUGGAUCCCAUCCAUCAAUGCACCUGUACCUCUAUCCCCGUGGUAUCCCUUCUCGGGACCAUUAUAUCUUCGAUUGCACGCACUUCAGAUGCUGACUUCGA